Messenger RNA from Gambusia affinis (western mosquitofish), 1628 nucleotides. It is a transcript of the gene ppp1r3db, whose product is annotated as protein phosphatase 1, regulatory subunit 3Db. Gene Ontology annotation, biological process: regulation of glycogen biosynthetic process. Bases 334 to 1212 code for a protein of 292 amino acids. Gene Ontology annotation, molecular function: protein phosphatase 1 binding; glycogen binding. The record is from RefSeq and is a predicted model, not a curated record. Lineage: Eukaryota; Metazoa; Chordata; Actinopteri; Cyprinodontiformes; Poeciliidae. The transcript has 2 exons. Gene Ontology annotation, cellular component: protein phosphatase type 1 complex.
UCAAACACGAAGGGGCCACAGAUUACAGUCUGUCUUCAUGUCAUCAGAGUCGGCUCUGGUGCAUUUGUUGCUAAACUGCGAGGCUUCCUAGGUCUUUCUUUGGGCUCUUUCUUUGGGAUCUUUCUUUGGGGUCUUCUGUUCUUGGUGCUUUGUGGGAACUUUGCUAAUGAGUAGCAACCUGCCUUCUGUAGGGCUUCACAAAUAUGUGCUUGCAGGGGUCAUCUCCUCCUAGCUGUCAGAUGGCUCCAGAUGGGUUCAACCCAACUACAAGAUAGCAACACGGUCGCGCAGCAGAGAGCAGCUCAACAACAGGACACAACUGGGAAGUGAAAAAUGUCUGGGUCAGCUGGUGAGAAGAACUGGAGGCAAGCACAGGUCAUCACUGGUCCCAGCAGACCGACCACAACAAUCAGACUGCGAGACAUAUACGAUCCAAAGCCUCCAACUCCAAAGGCCCCGGUCCGGAUCCGUCCACCAUCUCUGAGAUCUGCCUCUCUGAGCGAACGAGAUCAGCAGCAAACCCCUUCAGACGAUCCCUCCGUCCGGAGGAAAAGGGCCCAGUCACUGUCUUCUGCUUCAGGAAAGAGGAGAGAACCCAGGAGGGUUCAGGUUCGCUUUGUGGAUGCACUGGGUCUUGAUCUGGAGGAGGUGAAAGUCUUCAGACGUCAGGAGGACCCCCUGAUACCCCCACAUGUGAUGUUCAGGCUGCUAAUGAGCUCUGAACUGACUUUUGGAAAGUCACCUGAGCUGAACAUGCCUUACUUCAGACCCUGUUUCCCUGAACACCUGGGGGGCCUGCCAAACUUCCAGAACCGUCUCUGCUCUCAGAAAGUCUCUCUAGAGCGUGUGAUGUGCUCUGACCAAGGCAUAACAGGAACUGUACAUGUACUUAAUUUAGCUUAUCAGAAAGAGGUCAAAGUGCACUACUCUUUCACCAACUGGAGAACGCAAACACACACAACAGCUUCGUGGGUAUCAGGUGGGUACCCUGGCGACUGCGGAGCUCCAGGCACGGAUGUUUUCAGGUUUCGUCUCCCCGUCCCGCCCUUCAUCUUGCAGCCAGGAGCCAUCUUGGAGUUUGCCAUCUGCUACCGUGUGAAUGGAUGGGACUUCUGGGAUAGCAACGAUGGCAACAAUUACAAACUGGCAUGCCACAGUUACAAGGUGACCGUGCCAAGGGAGUGUGAGGACAGCAUGCUGCAUUUCACCUGAGUGGCCACAUGAGGGAGCUAGCUCCUGUUAAUGCAUGUGGGAGGACAUGAAUAGCUUCUGUAUGAACUCUCUUACCUUGGUUUUCAAAAUGUUGGAAUGUUACUCGGUUCAUCAGGACGUUUAUCAGUUUGGACUUUUCCUGUAUUAUUUUCCCAGACUACAACACAACUAGACAGCAAAUGUUAUGUUAUCAGCAUGUAGCACAUCUAAUACUGUAUUCAUAUACUGAAUAUUUUGCAUUCAGUAUAUGAUUAAUAAUAUUAAAUUUAUAAUUCUUAACUACAAGCCAUAAGUUACUUAUUCAUUUUAAAAUGCUUAUCACCCAGCAGAUUAAUAAAAAUAUAUAGGAUCUUUUUAUUUACUCGUUGAAAACUUUGUUCUGCUCUGAGGAAAUAAAGACCUGGAGGAGAAAAUAA